This is a messenger RNA of Phragmites australis (common reed), 843 nucleotides long. RefSeq lists its product as uncharacterized. The transcript has a single exon. The record is from RefSeq and is a predicted model, not a curated record. Lineage: Eukaryota; Viridiplantae; Streptophyta; Magnoliopsida; Poales; Poaceae. Bases 143 to 550 code for a protein of 135 amino acids.
UGCAUCCAUCCAUCAUCACAAAGAGCAUCCAGAGCGCGCAUGAUCGAGAGAGACAGAGAGAUAGAGAGUAACUAAAAGAGAUCAUCAGAUCGCCGAGAGCCCAGGCCGUCGAGCUCGAUCCGAGCACAAGCAAGCCACAGCCAUGGCGCUAUGGUCGACUUCUCUCUCCCUCCCGAUCCAGCUCCCGCGGUACGCGUCCUCCCGCCUGGGGUUGGGCGCGCUCUACGCCCGCCUGCAGCCAACGAAAGGCCCGAAGCUCGUUGCAGCCUCCUCGUACCAAGAGGAAGCAGCUGGGCGCGGCGAGGUGAUCGCUGCAACGAGGGAGCCGCGCGAGGUGGACGAGGCUGUGGCUGAGCUGCGAGCGGCGGGGAGACGCGGCGCUUCUCAUUCUCGGAAAGGCCGCCCCGGUCCGCCUAGGAUAGGUGGCGGAGGGAAGCAUAAUGCCGUGGCGGAGGGAGCCCCAACGCCGCCUGGUCCGCCGGUGGAAGGACCCGGCGGCCAUGGUGGAAGUACCAAUUUCGCUUCUUCUUCAAUCUUGAGCAGUGGCUAAUGUCCUAAGGGUGCCAGAAACACAAUUAAGAAGUUCUAAUUCAAGAGGAGGGAGCCGCCAAUAGAUUAAACUCUAUUGCUAAAUGUAUAAUCAAUGACUUUACAUUGAUCAAUAUGAUUUUGAUAUUUAAUAUUAAUAUAAUUGUUAGGUAUUAUACUUAAAAUUAUAUAUAGACUUCUAGUCGAACACUUCGAAACAUGAUCUAUAAUUAUAGACCAACACAUGUACAUGUACUUUAAAUUUUUAUCUAUCGAGAUUUUUACCUCUAUAUUAAAAGAUUUUUCUAUAUUAAA